Daphnia pulicaria is the source of this 387-nucleotide messenger RNA. Its product is annotated as tetratricopeptide repeat protein 1-like. NCBI's taxonomy places the organism in Eukaryota, Metazoa, Arthropoda, Branchiopoda, Diplostraca, Daphniidae. The transcript has 3 exons. Gene Ontology annotation, molecular function: protein binding. The record is from RefSeq and is a predicted model, not a curated record. Bases 1 to 387 code for a protein of 128 amino acids.
AUGAAUUUUCCUAAACGUAUUGAGGAGCAAACAGAAAAGCUCAAACAAGAAAUGUUUGGUGACAUAUCUCGACAAAACCUUUACUCACAUUUAUCGUCCAAACAUCCUGGUCUGCUUUCUUCAUUCAAAGCUGCUUGUAUACGUGGCGAGCAAACGCCGUCAAAAAGAAAUCGAGAGGAAGAUUCAGACACUGCUGAUCUUCAAGGUAAAAAUCAAAUUGCUUUGAAAGAUUGCACAAAAGCUUUAGAAUUGAAUCCAACAUAUUUCAAAGCACUUAUGCGACGAGCCAAACUUUAUGAAGAAUUAGAUCAACUUGACAAGGCUUUAGCUGACUAUAAAGAAUUACAUGAACUACAGCCCACCAAUGGGGAGUUAAUUGUGCCUUGA